AAAAGUUUAACCAAGUUUUAAAAGUCAAAUAUAUUUAAAAGUAAACAUUUCCAGAAUGGCAGAAAAACUGAAAGAAAAAAAGAAGCGCUAUGCAAUUAGCUGCACUGAAGUACCUGAAGCGUUGUUACAAAAAACAAAUGCUCUUAACUAUUUUAAUCAAUUUGGUCGUAUUGUGAAAAUAACAUUUCGAUUAAAAAGUAAAGGUUGUAUUGUUGAUUACGAUUGUGAAGACGCUGUUUUUGAUGCUAUUGACAAUGGAGGCUGUUAUGACCAAAAUUAUUUUACAAUAAGACCAUACUUUUAUAAGAAAGUAAAAAAAUUAUCCGAAUCAAAAGAUCCAGACUGGCCAGAAGACCCAGAGCUAAAAGCGGAAUUGGAUGCUUUAUCUGAGAUUGUACCACAUCAACAUGUAUUUAGAUCACCAUCACCACCAACAGCAAAAGAAAAAAUGAAAGAAAAACCUAAAAAAGAAAAACUUAUCAAACCAAAAAUUGUGAAACCGAAAACUGUUGAUACAAAAGUAAAAAAACCUAUAAUCAGAAAAACAGUUAAAAAAUCAGUGAAAAUGGAAAUAAAAAAGAAACCCAUAGAUCCAGUUGAAUUAGAGCGUUUAAUUGGAAUAAUAAAGCAAGUAGCGCAUACUGCAGAAGAUAAAUAUAAAAUUUUAGAUGCAAGAGAUAAAUUAAUUCGAUUACAUUCGUCACGUCAAACUGAUAUUGGAGAUGCUGAAAAAGUCAUUGGAACAUGUCCUGAUAUGUGCCCAGAAAAGGAGAGAUAUCUAAGGGAAUCACAACAUCAGGUUUCUCAGUACGAACAAUGCGAUAACGACGAACAUGGUGAUUACAAAAUCAAUCAUAAAACUGCAAUAAAACAAUAUUCAAGAAGUUCAGCCGAUCAAGAAAUGCCAUUACCACACGAACUACGCCCGGUUACAGUAUUACAAUACACAAUGAAUUAUUUAUUACGUAACAUAAUCGAUUUAUGUGAUGCAUCUGAUAUAAACAUCGCAGAUUGGUAUCACUUUGUAUGGGAUCGAACACGAAGUAUACGUAAAGAUAUCACGCAACAACAAUUAUGCUGUCGUGGUUCAGUAGAAUUAGUUGAACAAUGUGCAAGAUUUCAUAUACAUUGUGCUGCACGUUUAGUAUCCGAAGAUGUAUCUGUUUUUGAUCCAAAAAUUAAUACAGAAAAUUUAACAAAAUGUUUACAAACCUUAAAAUAUAUGUACCACGAUUUAGCAUUACAAAAUAUUUAUUGUCCGAAUGAAGCCGAAUUUCGUGGUUACAUAAUUUUAUUAAAUUUACACGAUGGUAACUUUAUGUGGGAAGUGAAACAAUUACGGCGAGAAAUACAAAAAUCGGCGGAAGUAAAUUUUGCAAUAAAAAUUUUUUUAGCCUUAGAUAAUAAUAAUUUUGUUAGUUUUUUUAAACUGGUACGACAAACCACAUAUUUAAAUGCAUGUAUUUUACUUCGAUAUUUUAACGAGGUUCGUUCGAGAACGCUAAAUCGUAUGAUUCGUACACAUUCACCGAGAGCUACGCUAACACAGAUACCUUUGGGAGAAUUAGAAUAUUUAUUAGCAUUUGAAAAUCGUACAGCCUUAAUAACAUUUAUCGAUUAUCAUGGAUUAAAUUUAAACGAAAUGGGUACACAUGUGAUUCUUGAUCGGAGCUCGUUUACCACUUCCAAUUCAUUUGAAUUAGAACGUGCUGUAAAUAUAGUCGAAUCGAAACGACAAAAUUCUGUUGGUGAAAUUGUUUGUGGUGGGCAAAUUGUGUCCAUGCAAGAAUUUUGUAAUCAUACUCCUCAUAACAGUUUUGACGAGAGAGGCUAUUUUAAAAAAAGUGAAAUUCAAGAACAGUGGAUAAAUCAGAAAAAAACUAUUGAUACGACAACGUCAUCGGAUAAUGUUUUUGGAAAAAAAUCAACGAAUAUAUUCGAGAAAUCUUCAGAAUCAGCUAAUGUAUUUAAUAAACCGUCAACAAACAUAUUUGAAAAACCUGUUGAUAUAAAAACUUCAAGUAUUUUUAAAAAACCUACGGAAGUUAAAACUUCUAGUAGUAUUUUUGAGAAACAAGCUGAAACUAAACUUUCAAGUGGUAGCAUUUUUGAAAAACCUGUUGAAAUGAAAACUUCAAGUAUUUUUGAAAAGCCUACUGAAGUUCGAACUUCAAGCAGUAGUAUAUUUGAGAAACCAAAUGAAACGAAAACAUCAAGUGGUAGUAUUUUUGAAAAACCUAUUGAAGUUGCCACAGAUUCAAGUAAUAUUUUUAAGAAACCUUUGGAAGUUAAAUCUUCAAGUAAUAUAUUUAAAAAACCUGCUGAACCUAAAACAUUAAGCAGUAAUAUCUUCGUAAAAUCUUCAGAAGUUAAAACUUCAAGAAAUAUUUUUGAAAAACCUAAUCAAUCUAAUAUUUUUAACAAAGAUGUUCAAACUUCAACCAGUAUAUUUAAUAAACCAACUGAAAACAAAAUUAGUUUAUUUGAAAAACCAGUUGAAAAUAAAAUUAAUUUCUUUGAGAAACCCCCUGAAAGUACUACAAAUAUUUUUCAGAAUGAAGUUAAAAAAACUGGAAGUAUAUUUGAGAAUAAAACUGUUGAUUCAAGUAAUUUCAUUUUUAAAAAACCAAUUGAAAUCUCAACUCCAAAUAUAUUUACACCACUUAAACCUGAAAAUGAAUCCAAUAUUACAUUUACGAAACCGAGUGAUGUUUCUUUUAAGCCAGCGGAAACAAGUCCUAUGUUUGGAGUUUUAGAUAAUCGAAAUGAAUUGAAUGUCUCAAAAGAUUGCGUUGACAGGGCAGCAAUAAGUUUGAAACGAACUAGUGAUAUUUAUGAAUUUGAUAUGAAAACUGAAGCAAAGUCAAUAAAGUUUCAACCAUAUAGCAAAAAUAAAAAUUUUUCUGGAAUUAAAUCAAAUACUUUUGAAAAUAAACCACUUUUUUCAUAUCCACCUAGUCAAGUCGAUUUAGAAUAUGAAGAAAAACGAAAAAUUGAAGAAGAGAAAAAACGUGAAGCAUUAAAAAAAGCUGCAGAGGAAGAAGUGAAACGUAAAAAAGCUGAAGAAGAGAAACUGAAACGAAUGCAAUUAGAAGCAAUAAAAAAAGCUGAAGAAGAGGAACGAAAACGUAAAAUUGAACUUGAAAGAGCAAAAGCUGAAAAGGAAUUACGAGAAAAAUUACUACAACAAAUGCAAUUAAAACGGGAACAAAAAGAACGUGAACAAAUUGUUGAAUCACUUUUAGAUGAAUUAAUAAAUGCAAUUGAAAUACAUGAAACACAACAACGAUUAAAACAAAUUGGCAACAAUAUAAAAUUAUGGAAAAUUCAAUAUAUCGUUAAAAAAUGGCGUAAUAGAGUAUCAAAUAUACGUAAAAAACGUAAAGCUGUUGAAGAUUCACCAGUUUGGGUUGCGAAACGUUCAUAUAUCGAUGAAGCAAAUGAAUUAUAUACAGCUAAUCAAAAUUUAACUUUAGCGAAUAUGAAACAAUAUAAAUACAAAAAUCAAAAUAAAUUCAAGAAAAAAGAUGAACCAAUUGUUCAAAUAAAUUUCAGUCGAAAAAUAUUUCAGCAUUUAAAGGAAUCCGUACAAAAGUUUGAAAAUACACUUACUAUUCUAAAACAACAAAGUAUUGUAAUUAUUUUACGAAAUGGUUUAAAUUCACAAAGUAAAAAUAAGAUUAUCGAAAUUUUAGAAUUAGAACAAUUAAUCAUGAAAAACGAAUUAAAAAAUUAUCAGAUUUAUAUUGAUGAUAAUUAUUCUUUGCAAGAGUUUAUAAAUUCUAUUGAAAUGGGUCUAUGUUAUUUAGCUAAUAAUAUUGAACAAGAACCUCCAUUACUUAUGGAUCAAUUAUCAAACUUCUUACAUAAUACAAUCGGUAAUGAAUUUGCGCAACGUUUAAAAGAUAGUUCUAAAACAAAUAUUGCACUACAAUUAUCAUUUAAUGAUUAUAAAAAUAAAGAAUCAUUGUUAGCAUGUGAAGAGCAAGCAUUUGAAGUAACUAGCACUGUUGAUGAAGAGGAUGAUUUUGAUAUUGAUGAAAAAUUAUCAGAAAUAACAGCGUAUGAUUAUGAUCGAGAAAUUCAUUUAAGUAAGCAAAAAGAAGAGAUUACGGAAUUUAAAAGUUUAUUAGAAGAUUUAAAUAAUAAUUUUUAUUAA
Messenger RNA from Chrysoperla carnea, 4159 nucleotides. RefSeq lists its product as uncharacterized. Gene Ontology annotation, biological process: mRNA export from nucleus. Gene Ontology annotation, cellular component: cytoplasm; nucleus; transcription export complex 2. Bases 56 to 4159 code for a protein of 1367 amino acids. The record is from RefSeq and is a predicted model, not a curated record. Lineage: Eukaryota; Metazoa; Arthropoda; Insecta; Neuroptera; Chrysopidae. The transcript is spliced from 8 exons.